Messenger RNA from Symbiodinium natans, 1011 nucleotides. NCBI's taxonomy places the organism in Eukaryota, Dinophyceae, Suessiales, Symbiodiniaceae. The record is from the annotation of a GenBank genome assembly.
AUGGAGAUCGCCAAGAUGAGGGAGGAGUACUUGCAGAACUCUCCAGUCUACCCGUGCUUUCCCAGGAGGCUGCAGCCCUUUCGAGUGGAGCUGUACUUCCUGCUCGAGGAACCCAGCUCAAGUGCUGCUGCCAAGCUCCUUUCUAUUGUGAUCUUUGCAUGCAUCGUCCUGUCAAUUGCCUUGUUCAUGUUGGAGACCAUGCCAGAGCUCGGAGCAGUACAAGAAGAGUUCUGGGUGGCAUCUGAAUGCUUCUUCACCGUUGUUUUUCUCGUGGAGUAUCUCGCCAGACUCCUCGUGUUCGAUGUCACCGGCGUCCCUAUUUGGACGUUCAUCAGGACGCCCAUGAACAUCGUGGACGUGGUGGCAGUGCUUCCUUUUUUCAUGAUCGCGGUCCUGCAGUCGGGUCAAGCCAUAGGUUUCAUCCGCGCAGUGAGGCUUGUACGUCUUUUCCGAAUUUUCAAGCUUGGGCGUUAUUCAACCGGCCUGAAAAUGAUGAUGGUAGCUCUAGGCAACAGCGGGCAAGCACUGAGCGUCUUGGUGUUUUUCCUGGGGAUCGGCUGCGUGCUCUUCUCCAGUGUGGUGUACCAUGUGGAGAAGCUCUCAUGCCCAGACCGGGCUCGGUUCAACCAGACAGAAUUAGCCACCUACCUCCAGGAGUGCCAUAUCACUCGCAAGUCCGAUUUCGGCCUUUGCUGCAAUGAGUUUGAUGCCCCGGUGGAUUUCCCGUCCAUAUUGUCGACCUUCUGGUGGUCCAUCGUGACGAUGACAACCGUGGGCUAUGGCGACACCGUUCCGCGCACGAAUGCCGGCAAGGUCGCAGGCGCCUUUACCAUGUGCUCCGGUAUUCUGCUCCUGGCGCUGCCCAUCGCCUUGAUUGGCGCUCGAUUCCAAGAGGCCUACAACAUGGCCGUGUCCUCCAGGCGGAGCGGGUUUCGGGAUGUUUCGGGACCGGGCAUGACCGACCCCAUGACAAACAUCUUGAACUGUUUAGAGAAUUUCUCUUACUCAUAG